AUGGUAAACGCCACAGAAACUGGAUGUAUGAAAGAUUUACCGCACGAACAUGAUUCUACAUCAUAUUAUGAUACUUUGUGCUCUUUAAAAAUGAAAGAAGCAGCCAAAAGUAUUAAUUUUAAAAACAAAACUACCGCUGAAAUUGUAGUAGACAAUUAUGUUCAAGGCUCCGUUAAAAGACUGUCUGCUUGUGCAAGAACCAUUCGAUUGGAAAAGGAAAUAGCAACAAAUCCAUCAAAAAUUGAAGAAAUUACUUUUACUGAAGAAGAAAUGACAUUUCUGUUGUUUAGAGACGAAGACAUGUUAAUUUUUGGAAACAGGAAUUUGUUUGAGUUUUUUAUCAAUGCAAACGUGAUAAUGAUGGAUGGGACCUUUAAAUCGUGUCCUAGUUUGUUUUAG
Messenger RNA from Entamoeba invadens IP1, 399 nucleotides. RefSeq lists its product as hypothetical. The coding region runs from base 1 to 399 and encodes 132 amino acids. The transcript has a single exon. NCBI's taxonomy places the organism in Eukaryota, Evosea, Mastigamoebida, Endamoebidae. The record is from RefSeq and is a predicted model, not a curated record.